Seriola dumerili (greater amberjack) is the source of this 2246-nucleotide messenger RNA. RefSeq names its product sushi domain-containing protein 6-like. NCBI's taxonomy places the organism in Eukaryota, Metazoa, Chordata, Actinopteri, Carangiformes, Carangidae. Bases 202 to 984 code for a protein of 260 amino acids. The transcript is spliced from 5 exons. The record is from RefSeq and is a predicted model, not a curated record.
GCGACAGCCGAAAAGGUCCCACUUGUUGCUGAGCAGGAGCGGCGAUCGUCAGCUGGCCACCGAGCUUUGAUCCAUACUCACUUCCCAUCCUGAAAUCUGUCCGCAGAUAAAACUAGAACCAUCUGUGCAGCCUGAACAGCUGCUUCAGUGCAGGAUCACUCUGCUGCCGCCUGGUUCACAGCUCUCAGGAAGUCUGGUUUGAUGUCUGCGUCAGUCCUCUAUCCAUGGCCGUGUGGACGCAUCAGUCUGGUCUGUGGACUCCUCCUCCUGGCCUCCUCGCCGCUCCUCGCUGCAGGCAGGCUGAGCAACUGCACUCACCCUCUGGUGCCCGAACACGGAGGCUUCCGCUGCGAUCCGUCUCCGUGUCGAGGGUUCCCUCAGAAGAGCUCCAUCCAUUUCUUCUGUGAGCCCGGGUACCACAUCAACAAGGUCCGCGUGUCCAGGUGUCGCCACGGCAGGUGGCAGCCUCCGAUACCUGCCUGCAUCCCCAUCAAAGACGGUCCCAACACGAACCCUGACGACAGGCCGAAUGAUUCGAUGCCCAGCAUGGCCACAACAGCGGUGGGCGUGUCCAUCUUCCUGCUCACCACCACCGCCUGCCUGGUGGUCAAGUCCCGCCUCUACCCCUGUCAAUCACACAGCAGCCGCCGCUCCUCAGACCAGCUGGACCUGAUGGUGGACGGACUUCCUGUCUCUCUCCCCUCCUACGAGGAGGCGGUGUACGGAAGCUGGGGGCAGCGCCUCCCCGCCUGCUCAGCACCUGGACCCACCCAGCUGCUAUUGGCUCAGGAGGCUCCCAGCUGUCACCAGCCGUCUGUCAACAACCAAUCGGACAGCAGUCACCACCCUCUCCUGUCCACCCAAAGCCCCGACAACCCCCCUCCCCCUUAUGAGGAGGUCCAAUCAUCACACCCCGGAAGCAGGAUGAGUGACGGGGAGGUGCGGCAGCUACAUGUUGCUCUUUCAAAUGACAAGGACACUUGAUCGACAGACUGUCAGGUUCACAUGUGACUAAAUUCCUAGCACACGGACUGCAGUCGUUUAGCAAUGAAAGCACGAUUUUGAUUGACAGCCAACUGCUGCAGUGUUCACUCUGCAGGCUGCUGAAGAAAACAAAAACAUGGACUGACAGCAGACUCCUGUGCUGCCUGCACUUUUCCUGGUUGGCUGCAGCUCACCAGCAUCGGGACACUUUGUCCUAUCACACGCUAUUUUAGACGACGCUGAUAAGCUCUGAUUGGCCAGUCGUCAGGUCACAAAGACCUGGCUGAAGAGGACUAUAGUAGAUUAAUGAAAUGUUGAUUGUAUAGCGUCUUGUAUGAAUGUGUGAAGAGGGAGAUUAUGUGCACACACAUCUCUGCUGUCAGAGGAAAACCUUGCCUACAGAAUGUCGUCUCUUCAGGAACAGAACUGCCUUGUUUUUAAAUGACAAUGUAAUCCUUCAGUUUAAAUCAAAAAAAUCCUCAAAAAACCAAAAACAAUCAACCAAACUUCCGAGGUUUUCACAGGAUAGCAGUGUGUGUGUGUGUGUGUGUGUGUGUGUGUGUGUGUGUGUGUGUGUGUGUGUGUGUUUUCAGUGUCUUUCUGGAGACGUCUUCUAUCCUUCCUGUCAGUGACGGGGCUGAUGAUCGAGGCUUCCUUUGUGAAGUCAGUGGCGUGCUGUUACAGAAACGUGUGUUUCCACGGCAACCGACUCUAUUCCAUUUCUAUUUGAGACUUGUGUGCAGCGUUUCUCUUGGAACCUAAUUGGACUGUCAUGCACGUAUUGUUGAUGCGAAGCCUGCGUGGUGCACUGACACUUGAGAAUGGGCGGGAAAAACAGCGUUAGAUGAUGUUCAUUCUAAAGAGUUAAUUUUGUGUAUAGCAGAUAUUUAGAGACCUGAACAGUCUUUGAAAGUGUUUCUUCUGUGUUCAUUCAGUGUGAAGUAAAACAAACACACAAACCUACAAAAAGCACAGAUUUGGGACCAAAUCCGCCAAAUGAAACUGAAACUUGUCAGUGAUCAAACGUGAUCUGAGAAACUCUGGUUGUCCCAGUGUCCUCACUUCACCUCGCUGGUUCCCUCUCUGCGACUCUGCAGAGCGACUGACGCCUUCACAGACCUUGAAUGUAUUUUAUGUUUCAUUUUGUGGCAAAAAAUUGUAACUAUUAUAUGGAUUGUAAUAUUUACAGAAUGAUUAUUUGUACAUUGUAUUAUUGCACAGAAUUAUAUGAUGAAUAAAUGUUGAGAUGCUUCUUUGUUUCA